Molecule: messenger RNA, 1179 nt
Organism: Castor canadensis (American beaver)
Lineage: Eukaryota; Metazoa; Chordata; Mammalia; Rodentia; Castoridae
Source: RefSeq, a predicted model, not a curated record
AUGGGCCGCGGGGCCUGCAUCCCCUGCGCGGCGUCGGGCGCUGUCCAGGCCCGCUGGCUCGGGGCCGUGCUGGGCGGGCUGUGCCUGGUCCCCGCGCUCGUGCUGCUGGCGCGGCUCGGGACCCCAUCGGCGCCGGCCUGGAGCGCAGCGCAGACAGACGUGGCUGCGCCCGACCCGUCGGGGGUCCACAUCACCCAGGUCCUCACUCCACCGACCUGGCUGGCCCCCCGAAGACGCCGCUACACGCUGACCCCAACCAGGCUGCGCUGGGACCACUUCAACCUCACAUACAGGAUCCUCUCCUUUCCCCGAAACCUCCUGAGCCCCCGUGAGACACGGAGAGGCCUGGCUGCUGCCUUCCGCAUGUGGAGUGAUGUGUCUCCCUUCAGCUUCCGAGAGGUGGCACCUGAGCAGCCCAGUGACCUUCGGAUAGGCUUCUACCCGGUUAACCACACAGACUGCCUGGUGUCCACUCUACACCACUGCUUUGACGGCCCCACUGGCGAGUUGGCUCACGCCUUCUUCCCACCCCAUGGUGGCAUCCACUUUGAUGACAGCGAGUACUGGGUUCUGGGCCCCACACGCUACAGCUGGAAGAAAGGCGUGUGGCUCACAGACCUGGUGCACGUGGCGGCCCAUGAGAUCGGCCACGCGCUGGGCCUGAUGCACUCACAGCAGGGCCGGGCACUCAUGCACCUCAAUGCCACACUGCGAGGCUGGAAGGCGCUGUCCCAGGACGAGCUGUGGGGGCUGCACCGGCUCUAUGGCUGCCUGGACCGGCUGUUUGUGUGUGGCUCAUGGGCCAGGAGAGGCUUUUGCGAUGCCCGCCAGAGGCUCAUGAAGAGGCUUUGCCCCAGCAGCUGUGACUUCUGCUACGAGUUCCCCUUCCCCACGGUGGCCACCACUCCACCCCCCCCCAGGACCAAAACCAGGCUGGUGUCUGAAGGCAGGAACGUGACCUUCCGCUGUGGCCAGAAGAUCCUCCACAAGAAAGGCAAAGUAUACUGGUACAAGGACCAGGAACCCCUGGAGUUCUCCUACCCUGGCUACCUGGCCCUGGGCGAGGCACAGCUGAGCAUCAUCGCCAACGCUGUCAAUGAGGGCACCUACACGUGCGUGGUACGCCGGCACCAGCGUGUGCUCACCACCUACUCCUGGCGGGUCCGAGUGAGGAGCUGA